AAAUUAAAAAUUAAAUUAAAAAUGAUACUUUUCAAGUCUUCAAAUUUGAUUAAAAACAAUUUGUUAAAAACUGUUUUGGUUUCAAAUGCUUCAAUAACAACACAACAACAAACUCAACAAACACGUCCAAAUGUUGUUUUAAUUGAUGCUGUUCGAACACCUUUUGUUGUAUCCAAUACAGUUUUUAGAGAACUUUUGGCUGUGGAUUUGCAGCGACAUGCUUUGAGAGCUUUGGUUGACCGAACAAAUGUACCAUUCGAAGAUAUUGGACAUAUAAUUUGUGGACAAGUAGUUCAAGAAUGUAGAACUAGCAAUAUAGCACGGGAAGCAGCAAUUACUGCUGGGUUUCCUGAUUCUAUUCCUUGCAACACAGUUACUCUAGCCUGUAUUUCCUCUGCUAUUUCAACUCAAAAUAUUGCCUCAAUGAUAACUAAUGGAUAUUUAAAGGCAGGGAUUGCUGGGGGAGUUGAGUUACUUUCUGACUUUCCUGUUAGAUAUAAUCGAAAGGCUCGUCUUUCAAUGAUUGAUUUUCAAAAAGCUAAAAAACUCGAUGCAAAACUUAAAUAUGGAUUUAAAAUGUUGGCUAAUUGGUUUACCCCAGAAUUACCCGCAGUUUCCGAAUUUACAACUGGCGAAGUUAUGGGCAAUUCUGGUGAUCGUUUGGCGGCAGCUUUUUGUGUUUCGCGAAAGUAUUUUUUAAAUAAAUUUUUAGGGGUCUAUAUCCCAAAGGAAACCACAGGCAAUUUUUUUGUCCUCAGAAUUAGUCCGCAAAUCCGCAAAAUUUUUUAUCCGCAACUUUUUGUCCGCAACAUUUUUAUCCGCAAAUUUUGUCUGCAAAAUUUUUGUCCGCAAAUUUUUUAUGGACAAUAUUUUUGUCCGCAAGUUUUUUCCGCAAAAUUUUUCUCCGCAAAAUUUUUAUCUGCAAUUUUUGUCUGCAAAUUUUUUGUCCACAAUAUUUUUGUCCGCAAAUUUUUAUCCGCAAUUCAAUUAAAAAUUUUUUUAAUUUUAAGAGAGCAAGACGAUUUUGCCAUUCGUAGCCAUACUUUUGCCGAUAAAGCAACAAAAGAAAACAAAUUAACAGAUGUAGUUCCAAUGUUUGUGCCUUACGGACCUAAAAAGGGUCAAACAGUUUUGACUGAUAAUGGAAUUAGAGUUUCUACAAAAGAACAAAUGGCGAAACUUAAAGCUGCUUUUAUUAAACCUCAUGGAACUGCAUCCGCAGCUUUAAUAAGUUCCGAAUCUUAUGCACUUCAAAAAGGAUAUAAACCCAAAGCUUUUAUUCGUGAAACAAUGUUUGUGGCUCAAGACCCAAAAGAUCAACUUUUGCUUAGUCCAGCUUAUGUUAUUCCGAAAUUGUUGGAUAAGGCUGGUCUUAAACUACAAGAUGUCGAUGUUUUUGAAAUUCAUGAAGCAUUUGCUGGCCAAUUGCUUGCAAAUUUGAAAGCUUUGGAUUCUGAUUGGUUUUGUCAGAAUUACAUGAAAAGAAAUGCAAAAUUUGGAACUCUCCCAAUGGAAAAGCUCAAUUUGUGGGGUGGUUCGCUUUCGCUAGGGCACCCAUUUGGCGCCACAGGAGUUAGACUUUUGGCCCAUGCUGCUAAUCGUUUAAAGGAUGAAGGUGGUCGUUAUGCAGUAAUUGCUGCAUGUGCAGCUGGAGGGCACGGUGUUGGAAUGCUUGUUGAGGCAUAUAAAUAA
Messenger RNA from Meloidogyne enterolobii, 1692 nucleotides. The record is from the annotation of a GenBank genome assembly. Lineage: Eukaryota; Metazoa; Nematoda; Chromadorea; Rhabditida; Meloidogynidae.